AUGUGCAUUGUGCGAAAGACUCACGAAAAUAAUAAACGAUUGACUUUCGCCGAAAUAAAGAAAGAAAAUCGAUUCAAGAAUCAAUUGAAUUCGCUUGAUUGGAGAAAUCGUCCAAAAGCGCAAGCUCAACUCUCAAGGCUGGCAACAACAACGGUAACACAAUGUGCUCUUGGCCUUCUCAUCAUUAAGAAUAUAGGUCAUCAAAAUGCGAAGAAGAUCUUUGCUUGCAGCUCACAUUGCGAUAUCUAA
Clunio marinus is the source of this 249-nucleotide messenger RNA. NCBI's taxonomy places the organism in Eukaryota, Metazoa, Arthropoda, Insecta, Diptera, Chironomidae. The record is from the annotation of a GenBank genome assembly.